Molecule: messenger RNA, 3743 nt
Organism: Tilletiopsis washingtonensis
Lineage: Eukaryota; Fungi; Basidiomycota; Exobasidiomycetes; Entylomatales
Exons: 7
Coding region: 94-3549 (1151 amino acids)
Source: RefSeq, a predicted model, not a curated record
CACCCUCCUUCCCUCCGCGCGCCACCUUCCCCUCUCGCCCACGCCAAUGUCUCGAUGACGCAGCAGAAAGCGCCGCACGGCCAGCACAGCGGCAUGCGCGGCCGUCUAGAGUGCCUGCCGUGGCCGCUGCUGGCGGCGCGCGCCAAGCGCCUCCUGCCGACGCUGUGCGGCGCCUUUGUGCUCAGCGUGCUCGUGCUUGUGCGCCCGGUGCAGCAGUUCAUCGGGUCAUACGCCUUUCUUGUGUUUCCCUUCUUCUACCUCUUCUUCUUUCCCGCCGGCACCGUCGGCGACCUGAUCGAGACGGUGGCGCUCAGCCUGUUCGGCGCAGCCCUCGGUCUCGGCCUCUCGACGCUGGGCCUUCAGGGUGCGCGCUGGGUCUCACCAGCUGGCUCGACUGAGUCGUAUCCCGUGCCCAAGGCACGCGCUGUCGCAGCAUGCGUGCUUGUCGGCGGCGUCUUCGUCGGCAGCUUCAUCUCGAGCGCCGUGCCACGCCUCAAGACGGCGGUGCGCAUCGGCAUGUUCUGCAUCAUCUGGAACCUUUCUACCGGCUCCGCAGGCGGCGUGACGGGCAGGACAUUCACCGAGCUCUUCUACCCCGCACUCUUCGCCGGCGCGACUGCCAUGGCCUGCGGCCUGCUCCUCUUUCCUCGCAGCGCCAAGGAGACCUUCGCGACCCGCCUCUCUGCUUCACUCGGCAUCAUUGCAAGCAUUGUCGAGCAGAGCACGGCAGACUUCUUCGCAUCGGAGGGCGACUCGCUGCCUUCGGCCAGGCUGGCGCAGCUGAGGCGGCAGCUCGUCGGCGACUCCGGCAUGGCCCACGCCUUCGAGGCGAGCGGACUAGAGGUCAGCUUCUCGCGCCUGCCCGUGGCUGCGGUCGAGCCGCUGCUCGCGACGAUCACAGGCGUCAAGGGCUGGGUCGCCUGCGGUCUGGGCCUAGGCCUGCAGCUCGACACGCCUGAUAGCGCCACAUCUCGCGGCUCCUCUCAAUCGGAGCGACGGCCUCGAGUCGCCUUUGCUUCUGACGUGCAGACGAAUGUCGAGCAGCUCGGUGCCGAAGUCAGCCGCAGCUUCCGUCUGGUGCAGGCAUGCGUUGAGCUCACGCUCAAAGAUCAAUCGGUGAUCACGCAGCUCUCGCGCGUGUGGUCGCGAGAGCAGCACUCCGAGUUCGCCGCUCUUCGUUCCGUGCUCAGCACCGCGACACUGGCCGGCGGCGGCGCCAGCAAUCCCAAAGAGGCAAAUGAUGGCUUGUCGCCCGACCGUGCGGUGCAGCGCCAGCGCAAGGCCCUGCGUGCCAGCAUCGCCAAGUUCCGCGAGGCUCUGCAGACGGUCCUCGGCCCAGACUUGCCGGGUCGCUCGACCGACAGUGCGAUGCGCCCAACAGCCGACGAUCCGAGCCAGCUUCUGCGCCGACGAGCGCGAGAGCACUCGGAGCGCGCACGCGAGUUCGAACACGGCGCUACCAGUGUGCCAGAGUGGGACGAGAACCUCACGUCCGUGGCAUUCCUGAUGGUCUCGCUGAUGGAGAUCGCCCGGGACGCAUCGGUCGCCCUCAAGGUCUCGCAAGCCAUGCUGCGCUCGUGGCACGCGCAUCCGCGACGCACGAUCUGGCUGCCCGUGGUCGGCUGGCGCAGCUUCCUGAAGGGAGACGCGGCUGAUCAGCCUCCAGACGAGGAGGAAAAGGACGAAAGUAAUGUCGUCGACGAGCCAGUCGACCGCCCUUUCCGAGCGACGGAGAAUCUUUCGCGCGAAGAGCUCGCCAUCGUAUUCGGCAGCGAAGAGGCGCUACCAAAAGCGGCCGAGGAUGAGCAGGGCCAAGGCUUGAUGGCCAAAAUCCACCGCUUCUCCCGUCGACGCAGUGUCGUCAAGAGCCGCAUGCGCCUGUCACGGAACCUCUCGCGUCUCAAGCGCAACAGGCAUUUGCGCUACGCCUUCAAGGUUGCGUUAGGCAUCGGCGUGCUCUCGAUCCCUGCAUUCCUCGGCGGCAGUGCCCGAGAGUGGUGGACCUCGAACCGCGGCCAGUGGAUGCUGGUCUCCUACAUGUACUGCCUCGAGACGUCGACGGGCGCCACGUUCCGCGUAUCGGCUUUCCGUAUCGUGGGCACCCUCACCGGCGUCUCGUACGGCCUGCUCUCGUGGCACAUCUCCAAGGGCAAUCGCUUCGCGCUUGCCUUCCUCCUCACGCUCGGCGAUCCGCCUGCUUCCUGGCUCAUGCAAUUCACGAACGCGCAGGGCAUCGGCACCGUCUUUGCCAUUUCGCAUCCGAUCAUCUCGCUCAUCCCGACGGUGCGGCAAGAGGAGAACGAUGUCAACAAGAUUGGCCUGGACCGCGGCUACAUGAUCUUGCUCGGCAUCGUCGCCGCGCUGCUGGUCAACCUCUUCCUCUGGCCGUACCACGCCCGCGUCUUUCUGCAGCGCCACGUGGCUCGCACCACAUUCACGCUCCAACAGCUGUACCUGAGCUUGGCGCGCCAGACGAUUUCGGGCUCAGUGCCGAGCCCGACCUCGCGGGCGCGCUUCGCUGCGCUAGAGGGACGAUUGCAGAGCCAUCUCGAUCGCUGCAAGGGUGACUUGUCCAUCAUGGUUAGCGAGCUGUCGAUUGCGCCGAUGCCGACGGAUCACUUUGCGCUGCUCGUCGGCUCGCUGCAGAGCAUCGCAGACCUCAUGAUCUCUCUCCGCCAGCUGCGCGAGACGUUCAUGCUGCGGUCUGUCUACAACGAAACGGUCGUCAAUCUGCUCGACCUGCGGCGAGACUUCAUCUCCUCGGUGCUCCUCGUGCUGUGGAGCGUAGGAGCCGCUAUCCGGACGCACACACCUUUGCCUCAAUUCCUGCCUUCUCCUCGUCUGGCGCUCGACGACCUGACACUGGCGCUCAAGGAGCACUACCACCGCCGCCGCGGCCUGCAGCAUUCUGCGAGCGCAUCGCUGUCAGACAUGGUGCACCAGGCGCUCUCGACCGGCGACGCGGCCUCGAGCCGACGCUCGAAGCACGGACAGCAUCACGCAUUCUCGGCCGUGCAUACUCCGCAUCGCACUCGCCCUCCUUCUCCGUCCAGCUCCGGCGCAGCGACGCCAGUCACGCCUGCACAUGUACGCGAAUCAAGCGCACCGGUCCAGGGCAUCUCCACGCCUCCGCGGCAUCGCGGCGUAGACUAUGAGGCGUCAUCGUCGACGUUCUUCACUCUCGCCGAGCACUCUAUCCUCGCCGCCAUCUCGCAGCAGCUCGAGAUCGUGCUCAGCGCGACGCGCGAUCUAGUCGGCGAAGCGACGUUCAUCUCGACGUCCUUCCUGCCGCGCGAAGCCGUCGGCGCCGCGCAGAUGCAUCAGCUCAGCAUGAGCAUGACGCACCACCAGAGCCUGACGCUGCAAGGCGAGCUCGCUGCACGGCUGGCGGCUCAGCGGCCCGGGCCCUCGGACCGCGAAGUACCGGACGCAGCCACCGAGCUGGCUGAGCUUGCAGCACAUGGCUCGCGCUCGACGCAGCUGCCACGCCUCGACGAUCUCUUCUCGCCGUCGACUGCGGGCGCGACGAAGGCGGCUCGCCCAUCUUGACCACGUCGCUAGUCAUUCUCAUCACCUCGAGUCGACGGCACAGGCAAGCACGCCAGAGCAGCCGGAGAGCUACCAGCGCUAGGAAUCCAGCCUCGACCCCAGUCACCUCUAGAGCGCCGCGACGCGCACCCCUGCUUCCCCUGCACCCGCCCAAUGUACUUGUACGCGACACACGGAUCCAAGUCUUCGCACAC